ACGCAGAAUAAGCAGCAGAAAAACAACACCAAAGAGUAGUGGAAGAAGUAGAGAGAAAAAAACACACACAUCGUACUGUUGGUGGCUGCUAUGUUCCAGUGACGAUGAUUCCAGUUUUCAAUAUCAAUCGUUUUUUCGCUUUUGUCGGGUGCUGAAUGAGUGUACGUCUUUUCGCUAAACGCAAAUUAUUUUUUUUUCUCUCUUAUUUCUAUAUCGUUCGUCUUACCCACAAAAACAAAUAUCGCGAGACAAAAGUCCACCAAUAAGAAGAAACAAAAUAUACAUUCAUAAUAAUAUUCGAAUAUUUGUGAAAUGAAAAGUGAAUUAGUGAAUUUUUUUCUGCAGUGAUUAUUUUGUGUGUGACUCAGAUGAAUGUAUCAAUUGUGCAAAAAAAAUUGUUUUUGUUUAGUUUCGAUUAGAAGAUUUACUAGACUUGAGCCAAUUUAAGAAUAAGAUAAUAGAAAUUCAAGUGUACACAAAUUGAGCUGAAUUCAUUCGGUUAUUUUUGGGAUUUUACAUUGAAACACCACCAAUUUGUCUCAAUUGCAUUUCGACCGAAAUGUGAAAACUAAACUCACUCAUACAUCAGGACAAUGUUAAACAAAUGGGAAAGAAGGAAGGAAAAUAAAACGUAGAAUUAACAAUAAAAUAUAAGUGAAAAGCGAGACAAACAGAAACCAACAUAAAUAUUCAUUUCACGUUACGAAUUGAUUCAAGAGUGUGUACCAAACCGUGCCGAGCAAAGCGAACAACAUUUAAAACUAACGAAUGAACAAUAAAAAAUUGUAAUGUAAAAAUAUUGAGAAUAAGAGGAUAAAACGAAUCGACUUGAGCUCAAAUUUAAAUAAAACAACGAAUGAGAAUAACAAAUCGCUUGAAGACGUCAAUGACGGAACCGCAACAGAAUUAAUUUCACUAAACAUUUACACGUCUUUUCAUUAUUAUUGUUAUUAUUAUUUUGGUGCUGAGUUUCUCGACGAUUUGCUUUUUCUUUAUUGCCAUCCCCGAAUAUGGAUGACAUUGUAUGCAGCAGUAUGUCGCGCAGUUGUUGUGAAUGGUGAUUGUGUUUUGGUUCGUCGUAAAAAAAGAAUUUUCUCCGACAUUUCCCGUUUUUCGUUAAAUUGGUGUAAAAGUUGGUUGAACGAUUAAAUGAUUUUAGUUUUCGUCAUCGAAGCGUUACCAGUGUACAAUAAACAGGAAAAAAAGGGUUCAAUGUACAACAACAGUCGUUCGUGAUUCGUAAUCGUCCUAUCGGUCGACCGACGAUGGAAUAGCUAAAUAGAAACAUUGUCAAUCCAAAGGCAUUUUUUCCUGUGAAUCGAAACCGAAGAAAAAAAAAAACAACAACAACAAACAUUUCGUGAUUGUGUGUCGUCGUCGUCGUCGUUCCAUCUAUUUUUCAUUAUCGGAUUUGCUGCUGUCGUUUUCGAUAUAUUCUGUAUAUACCAUUUGAAAUCUAUAUAGAUUCUCCAUAUUUCGCUCCAUUGUCGAACCUCCAACGACACAAACAAGAGGCACUGAAAAUCGUGCACGAAGGAGUGUAUUUGUAUGUUUGUCGUCUCUCUCACUGAAAUCUAUAUAUGAAAUCAUUUUGUUGUGACACAAACAAAAAAAGAGAACGUACACUCCAAACCGACCAAACGACCAUAUUUAUAAAUAAUAACUAUUAUUUUUAUCGGUGUGUAUUGUGAAAUGUCAAUGAUGACGACUCCGACGACGAUUAAGUCGAUACAUAAAAACUCGGUUACUUCAUACAUUCGAUCUAAUCCCAACUAGAAAAAAAAUCCCUUGUAUAUGCUAAUAAUAAAAGUUCAACUAUGUUUGGAUAUAGACACUUCUACACAUUGUGUCAUUGGAAAUAGAUCAAACGAAACGACCAAACAGUAUACAUAUAUAGAUACAUAUGAUGUGUGAUGGGAAACCAAAAUAUGGAUAGAGCAAAAAAAGUUGGGUGUAUAUGAGAGCGUUUGUGUGCUUUAAUUGCUACUCGAUGACGACAAAGUACAAAAUCUAAAAAGAAAAAGACAAGUAAAACAAACAAAGAGAUUGAUUCGAAGUGCCAAUGAAUGAUGAAUUGUGCAAAUGAAUACACACGCUAUGUACUUGCAAUUCGGUUUGUGUGAAAAAAAUACCAGAUAAUAAUCGUCGUCUAGAAAGACGAUCCAAAACAACUGUGUGUAUCUAUUUUAUUUUCGGAAGAAGUGUAAACACAUUUGGUAAUACAAUUUCCAAGAAAAACGGAAACGACCCAAGCCCUUUUUUUGUUUAAAGUGAAUGACAGAAAAAAACGGCAAACAAUUUAAAUGUGGUUAUUAAGUUCUUAAAAAAGGAGAUCAAUUUUAAUGUUGUUAGAGCAAAAAUAACAAAGUCCAAUCGCAAAAAAAGUGAAACUAAAUAUAGUGUUAAAGUGCAAAACGGAAAAAAAAAAUUCUUGUUGAUUGUCGUCAUCAUCACAUAUCGCUCAUUACAAGCGAUUCAGUCAUCAUCGAUGACUGUGUAUUUUGCAUGCCAGUCAUUUGCGCUGUUGGCUUGCGUGAAUACAUUCCAAACACUUUCAAUUUUGGCAAUGCAUCACUCUCGACAUUGCUUGUAUUCGCAGCAAAAUAAUUCGCUGCUCAAAUGAAUUCAAGCCAUUCAAUUCGAAUGACUAUUCGUCGACGAAAAAGAGAGAGUACAUAAAUCAAACAGCUAAAUAAAAGUUCAAAUUAAAAAAAAAUAACAACACGAAGUAAAACGAAUCACUCGACCAAGAAAUAACGACAACAAAGAGUAACAGACGAACAGAAGCCGAAAUAAAAAAAAACAAUCACAUCACAAUGUCCUUUUACUUGAAGAAUGAUGAUGCCGAUUUGAAUCAUCACUCAACACAGAGCGGUUCAAAUAGUCCUUCGGCUGCACUAAAUAAUAGUCAUAAGCAGAAUAGAUUUGUUAUAAGAGCCAGGUCGUUCAAAGACGAUGUUAUCGGUAAAAUCAUCCAGAUUCGUGCACCAAAUAACACAUUGUCUCUGGGACGAUCUCAUUCACCGAAUAGUCCACGGAAUAAGCUGUCCAAAGGUAAUCACAGUCUCUGUUCAACGGACGGCGGUGACAGUAAUCACAAACCGUUGCACGAUCUAAAUUAUCAUGUGCGACAAGUGAAAAAUGCGCUGCAACAUUUCAAAGGUGUCAUUUCACGAAAUCGAUUGGAGGUGUUGCCUGCCAACGGUACCGUUGUUUUGGAAACGAUAGCCAAUGUACAUACAGCACUUCAACCAUAUACAUUGAAUGAAAAUAGCAGUGCAAUCAUUUCGGCAACAACACAAGUAUAUCUAUCGCUGGGCAAACUAAUUAAACUGUGCGACGAAGUGUUGCUAAGCGAAGAUGAUGCAAACUGUGCAUCGUUGAGUCAAGAAAAUGUCACCGAAGUUGUAGAACUGGUUGAAAAAGCAGUUCAGAAUUUGGUGCAAAUAGCCAAUGAGAAGGCAUUAGAACGCGAGAAAAAUGGUGAUUUAUCAACGAAAACCAAUAAGAGCAGCAAUACAUUACAACGGCCAGAGGUGAAUACACAACGUACAUCACUUCCCGAUAUUCCGUUAACACCACGCGAACGUGAUAUUUUGGAGCAGACACAAUCGAAAAAUUUACGAACAACACGCAGCAUUGAAAGUAUACUAUGUGAUUCUAGUCCACCGCCAAAACCACCAUUGCCAGAAAGAGCAAGUAAUCCACCUCCGCUUCCACCAAAAAGGAAAAUCCAACCGAAACCGGUCGGCAUACAAUUAUCGCCGCAAACACAACAAACACAAUCCGUCACCGAUUUGGACAUCAGUAGCAAUAAUGUUGAUUCGACACUGCUAAAUUGUGGUUUUGAUCGAAUGUCAUUACGGUCAAAAUCACCUGACGAUAAUUCCAGUUUAUUGAGCACCAGUUCACUUGAUUCCGCACUGAACCAUUCACGCGAAGAAGAUGAAAUAAAAGCACUCACAUGCAAUGAUCAUCAAAAUGAUGAAAUUACAUUGCGUGAAGAUAUCGAUAAAUUUUUUGAACAAAAGGGCAAUUGCAUUAGAAGUGAAGUGACUGAUUCAAUUGGACCAAUCGCAUCAAUAACCGAAUUAACCGUUGAACCCAGACGAAAUCCGAGAGAAUCUUCAGAAUCUGGUUUUGUUUCGAUGUAUUCGAUUCGAGCAAGUAUGCAGAGCGUGUCGGCGAAGCGUAUGUCAGCGGAACAGCAUAGAGAAAGUAUGAUUAAUUCAUCGACCAUUUUGGGUGGGAAAUCGUUGAAUGUGGCGAAUAUGUCGUCGAUUAUGAAUAAUUCUGUGCAAAUGGCAUCGACAACAACCGCAACUACAAAAUCAAUGACAAACUUUAGCAAUGAAAUCAGCAGCAGCAACAGUAUUGCAUCCAAAAUGAUAAACAGUGCCAUGGCAAAGAAGUCGAUUAAAAAUGAAAACUAUGUACAAAUGGGAAACUAUGAUAUGCUUAGUUUUAAUGCAGACAGUCUUGAUGGUUAUGAUAAUUAUGCUGAAGCAAUGCGAAUCUCGAGCAAAAAGAACGUCGAACAUAAAAUACUGUCCAACUCAACGGGCACCACAUUUGAAUUUAAUGAAGACGAUUGCAUUGCCGAAGAUGAUGAAGUUCCGCCAGCACUACCGAUAAAAACACGAUCUCGUCUAUUGCGAGGAGAUCGAUUCUCAACCUAUGAUAACGUCGAUGAAACCGAUGAUUUUCCAAAUCAUAUGAUGAUUAUACCGAUGAAUCAUACAAAACAUCAAAGCAUGAUCGAGCCACGACGGAUAAACCAUCAUUUUGGAGAUGAAUCAGAUCAACCACCACCUUUACCUGUGAAAAAGAAGCACAUGUUUCAAAGUGUGGCCUAUUCGGUUAUGGCUUACAUGGAAAUGUUCGGUAAUUGUUCACAUACAUCGCAUAAUAAUUCGGAAUUUGUGCGACAUUCGGUGCAUACAUGCAAUUUGAAUCAUCAUUCGACGAGUUCGACAAGCGUGGAUCAUUUCACAGCGAGCAGUAAUCAACAACACAACAGUCGUUACAUCUCACACAGCCAAACAAUGAGUCUUUCGCCCUUGCGUCGUCAAGUGAUAAUGGAAUCAUCUGAUUCAUUGGUAUCACAAGCAUCGAGCUUACCACCGAAGAUGAGCGAAAAUCCCGAGUAUCGGCCACCACCAGCACUUCCACCAAAACGACAUCGCACGAGUGCCAAACUUAACAAUUUGAACAUUACACCGCCGUCUAGUCCGAAACUCAUACUAAGCGAAUCCAUUGAAAUGCCAAUAAAUGAUUUAUCUAGUCAAAGCAUCCACAAUAACGCAUUGAACAACAAUCGGAAUAAAUUGGAGAAUAAUAUUCAACAAAAAAUCGAUAAUAUUCCGCCAACAUCACCCUCAUCAAAUUAUGUGCAAAUUUCGACAUCAACCAUAAAUGCAGCUGCUGCUGCCGAAGCGGCCAAACAAACAAAUACCGACCCAUCGAAAUUAAAAAGCAAUAUUGUAACGGUGUCGAAUAAUGUGUCUGAAUCGAGUGCAGUGAAUAACGACGUAAGAGUGAUUUAUACGAACGUUAACAUUUUAAAUACGACUAACAAUCGAUCCUCGUCGUCUGACGAGAAUCACAUUCAAUUGUAUGACAGUAGUUGUGCAAAUGAUGAUAAUCAAAAAUCCAAAAAUUCGAUUCAUCAAAUCGAAUGUGAUACGAACAAUGAGCACACUGCUAAGGAUAACAACCGAUGUACCAGUACAGUAAAACAAAACAGUAGCCAAUUGAUUAACAAUAAUAAUAAUUCGAUUAAUGAUAAAAAUGCCGAUGACGAAGAGGAUAUUGUGGUAUUACGACGUCCUCCUCAGGCUUCAUCUAACAAUAGCUUGAAGAUUGACUCUGGCAAUGGAUCACCAUCAAAAGGCGAUCAAUCGGUUUUGAUUGAAGAGAUCGAUGUGCAAAAAUGCUUAGUAUUCAAAAAAGAUGGAGAAGAUGGGCCUGAUGUCAAGGGUGGCGAACUGGAUGCAUUAAUUGUUCAUGCAACUAAAGUACAGAAAAUCUCCGAAAAUGAAUUAUCUAUUAGUCUGGAACAGAAUGCAUUUGGUGAAGCAUUCAUUACUACGUUCCGUACAUUCAUCACUCCAUUGGAUUUAAUCGAGAAACUAACGCAUCGAUACUCAUUAUUCUGUUGCCAAAUCAAUGAAACAAAACAAAAAGCAGCUAAGGAAUCAUUUUCGUUACUCGUGCGAGUUGUCAAUGAUCUAACUGCCCCGGAUUUAACACCACACAUUCUUGAGCUACUCAAUGAAUUCGUGUAUCAAUUAGUUUGUUCGGGUCAAUUGAUGAUGGCCAAACUGCUGCGUAAUUGUAUUCUUGAAAAGAUUAUGUUGUUUAAACAUCAAAAAUGGUCUCCAAUCAAUCCAAUACUCAGUGUAAUCACAAGCCCUCCAUCUCUAUUGGAUCUCAAGUCAGCCGAUAUCGCCGAACAAAUGACUUUAUUGGAUGCUGAACUAUUCCAGAAAAUCGAAAUACCUGAGGUACUGCUAUGGGCUCAGGAGCAAUGCGAGGAAAGAUCACCAAAUCUCACUCGAUUUACCGAACACUUCAACAAAAUGUCAUACUGGGCGCGUUCGCAAAUACUCAAACAAGAAGAUAGCAAAGAUCGUGAGAAGCAUGUUAUUAAAUUUAUAAAAAUUAUGAAACAUCUUCGUAAGAUCAACAAUUAUAAUUCAUACUUGGCUUUGCUAUCGGCACUGGAUUCAGCCCCAAUUCGAAGAUUGGAAUGGCAUAAAACAAUAACGGAAGGACUGAAAGAGUACUGUGCUUUAAUAGACAGUAGCUCAAGUUUUCGAGCUUAUCGGCAAGCAUUGGCCGAAACAAACCCACCGUGUAUUCCAUAUAUUGGUUUGGUUUUACAAGAUUUAACAUUUGUGCACAUUGGCAAUCCAGACUACCUAAGUCCCGCCACUAUCAAUUUCUCAAAGCGUUGGCAACAACAUAACAUCGUUGUCAACAUGAAGCGGUUCAAAAAGUGUAGUUCGUAUCCAUUCAAGAAAAUUUCAAAAAUUAUCGAAUUUUUCGAUAACUUUGAAAAUUAUUUGGAUGAAGAUGCAAUGUGGCAAAUAUCAGAGACAAUCAAACCUCGUGUUACACGGAAACCAAUUUCGCAACCAUCUACUUAAAUCAAUUGCGAAACUUUGAAUGUUAACGUAUCUUUUUUUGCUGAGAGAAAAGAAAGAGAUUACGUUCGGAAUUUUACUUAACAAAGUGUCAAAUUCGACACGGAUUUAGGCAAGAGCUAUAAAGCUUUGCGCUAUAAUUGUAUUUAUACUCGCAUAAAAGAAAUGUUGAAUCGUUAGACGGAUGGAUUUGCAUGCAGACAUAAGAGAACAACACAAUGGCAUGAUUUUGGUUUAUUUUAAAAUCAUCAGUGCAUGAAUGUUUUUGUAUUGUAUCCAUUGUUUUAGUGAAACAAUUUAUGUUUUUACGAAAUUUGUAACUAAAAAAAAGUGAUACAAGAAAUGGCUUUGGUCAUGAAAUCACCAACAUUUUAUGUGCGCCAAAAAUAUACUUUGAUGCACACCAUUCCAAAUUCAACUAUUUGAAGAAAAAAAGAUUUUCAGUUUUUUUUUUUAAAUUGUCAAU
Molecule: messenger RNA, 7614 nt
Organism: Contarinia nasturtii (swede midge)
Lineage: Eukaryota; Metazoa; Arthropoda; Insecta; Diptera; Cecidomyiidae
Product: guanine nucleotide-releasing factor 2-like
Exons: 21
Coding region: 2817-7151 (1444 amino acids)
Biological process (GO): Ras protein signal transduction; positive regulation of GTPase activity
Cellular component (GO): plasma membrane
Molecular function (GO): guanyl-nucleotide exchange factor activity
Source: RefSeq, a predicted model, not a curated record